AUGGCCUCAAUCAGUACAAUGAUGAACAAACCACAAGAAACUGGAACUCUUAAAUCCCAUAAGACAACUAUCAACACUGUCAGAGAUGAGGUCCUAGGAAAUGAUUUUGAUAAAUCAUUUUAUAAAAAAAAUAUUACACCAACUUUUAUUCCAUCUACACUCUUGGAUGUGGUAAUGAAUACUGAAUGCAUUGGUAAAAUCACAACUGUUGAUGGAAUGUACAAGGUUGAUCAAGAUGAUGAAGCAAUUACCGUCACAAAAGGACAAACAUUUGUAGUAACCGUAUCAAGCUUAAGUGAGAGCGAUGCAUGUAAAUUAUCUGCAACUCUAAGCAACUCAUCACAUGAAAAAUCAGCCACUGAAGUAGAAUAUCAAGGAAAUGGAGAGUACAAAAUAACAGGCAGAUGCAAUGUGGAAGGUGACUGGCAAAUGAAGAUUAUUGCAGGAGAGGCGCACAUCAAAGGAUCUCCAGUGAAUAUCAAGGUGGAAUCACUGGGACUUGUACAUACCAUUGGUAACAUAUCAGAUUAUAAAGAACAUAUGAAAGGAAAUAAAGUGACAGAUGUAGUGUUAGACACAGAUGGAUGCUUAUUAGUAUCAAGCUCCAGUAAAGAUAUAUUAAAGUUCAACCAAUCAGGUUCUUUUGUUGCUAAGAUACAGGUGCCCCAAGAUGUGAAGGUCUAUAGAAUGCAUCUAAUGUGUGAUGGUCAUAUGGUGUACAGUGAUAUCUUAGGAAAAUGUGUUGUAAUGUGUGAUGAUAAAUUUAAAGAAAUCAUCUCAUUUGGUAAAGGAAUAUUGAAAUAUCCAAUGGAAUUGACAGUAAACAAAAAAACUAGAGUCCUGUAUGUAGCAGAUAGGGAGGCUCACUGUGUGUUUAAAUUCAAUGUUGAUGAUGGUAGACUACUAGGUAAGAUAGGUUCAGAGGGUAGUGAAGUAGGUCAGAUGAAUGAACCAAUUGAUGUUACUUUAACCAAGGAAGGUCAUAUGAUCAUUACUGACUUCGACAAUAGUAGAAUACAAAUGUUUGAUGCAAAUGAUAAGUUUAUGCGAACCCUUGUAGGCUGUGGUUUAAAGGAAGAUGGUAAAGUUUGGGCUCCUUGUGGUGUAACCAUGGAUAUGGAUGAAAAUAUAAUAGUGUCAAGUAAUCAUAAACUACAAUUAUUUGAUAAAAAUGGUGUCUUUAUUAAACGAAUAGAUCAUGAAGAUGAUGGAUUAAAUGUCCCAGCAGGAAUCAGUGUAAUCUCCAAUAGACCAAGAAGAGUAGCAGUAGCAAACUACAAUGCAAACAAUGUUAAAAUUUUUAACUAUUAA
This is a messenger RNA of Anneissia japonica, 1311 nucleotides long. RefSeq names its product E3 ubiquitin-protein ligase TRIM71-like. NCBI's taxonomy places the organism in Eukaryota, Metazoa, Echinodermata, Crinoidea, Comatulida, Comatulidae. Gene Ontology annotation, molecular function: protein binding. The transcript has a single exon. The record is from RefSeq and is a predicted model, not a curated record. The coding region runs from base 1 to 1311 and encodes 436 amino acids.